AUGAUAGAAGCAGAAAACGUCACCUCCGUCAAGGAAUUCAUCCUACUGGGAUUCACCCAUGACAGAAAAAUCCAAUUUCUCCUCUUUGGAGUGAUUCUCAUCUUUUACUUGAUUACAGUUUUGGGGAACCUGCUGAUCAUCAUGUUGGUAGAGUCUGAUGUACAACUCAACACUCCUAUGUACUAUUUCCUUUCUCAUCUUGCGGUGAUAGAAAUAUGUUACGUCACCAGCACUAUGCCCAUAAUGUUAUCUCACCUCAUGGCUGGGAAUGGAGCCAUCUCCUUCCCACUCUGUAUAGCCCAGAUAUUUGUGGUAGGGUCCAUGGCUACUACCGAGUCUUUGCUACUGGGUGUCAUGGCGUAUGACCGUUAUCUGGCCAUCUGUUCUCCCCUAAUAUAUACUGUUGUCAUGGACCAGCGCUGCCAGUUGCAGUUUGCUGUAGCCUGCUGGAUAAUUGCACCCCUGCUCUGUGCUAUAUGUGAUGCCAUCCUGGUUUCCCAAACUUUCUGUGGUCCCAAUCAUAUCAACCACUUCAUGUGUGAAUUUCCUGCAGUAUUAAAACUUUCAUGUGGUGAUACACAACUCGUUGAGAAUAUUGUAUCUGGGGCAGGAGCCUUACUCCUUCUGCUUCCCCUUUGUGUCAUCCUGACCUCCUACGUGUUUAUUCUUUAUUCCGUAUCCCACAUGAAGUCUACAGUUGGACAGCACAAAGCGUUCUCUACCUGUGGCUCUCAUCUGCUUGUAGUCACCUUGUUUUAUGGCCCUUCCUUUUUUAUAUAUGUAAUUCCAAAAUCAAGCUCAGCUCCUGAUUAUAAUAAACACAGUGCAAUUUUCUACAUACUGGUCACCCCUCUGCUUAACCCUAUCAUUUAUACUCUAAGGAACAAGGACAUCCAUAGGUCAGUAAGAAAGAUAUUGCAAAGAAAAGUCUUUAAGCAGAAAACAUGA
This is a messenger RNA of Ahaetulla prasina, 948 nucleotides long. RefSeq names its product olfactory receptor 5P56-like. The transcript has a single exon. NCBI's taxonomy places the organism in Eukaryota, Metazoa, Chordata, Lepidosauria, Squamata, Colubridae. Gene Ontology annotation, cellular component: membrane. Gene Ontology annotation, biological process: G protein-coupled receptor signaling pathway. The record is from RefSeq and is a predicted model, not a curated record. Gene Ontology annotation, molecular function: olfactory receptor activity; G protein-coupled receptor activity. The coding region runs from base 1 to 948 and encodes 315 amino acids.